Molecule: messenger RNA, 1027 nt
Organism: Aedes albopictus (Asian tiger mosquito)
Lineage: Eukaryota; Metazoa; Arthropoda; Insecta; Diptera; Culicidae
Product: adult-specific cuticular protein ACP-20
Exons: 3
Coding region: 215-949 (244 amino acids)
Cellular component (GO): extracellular matrix
Source: RefSeq, a predicted model, not a curated record
UGGCUAGUAUAAAAACUUAGCCCAGCGUCCAGAACGGCAUCAGAUGUCCAUUUGUAGCAUCACGCCGCAGUUAUCUAACAGCACCGCCUAGUGAAGAGUGUGUGCUUCGAGAAGCAUCAAGUUUUUUUUUUGACUAAUAGUUUUGACCCGUAGCAGGAGAGUUGCAGCCAUCAUCAAUUGAAGAGUCCUUAUACGCCCAAGAAAAGCAAACGAAAUGUUGAGAUUCGUGUCAGCUCUUGCAAUCCUCGCCGCGACCGCCAAGGCUGCCCCGGUGGAACCUGUGCACUACUCCUUCGUCUCCCAGCACCCGGUUCACUACGAACCCGCCCAUCACACCGUUCCGGAGGUCCACUACCCAAUCCAUGUACUGGAAAGCCAUGGUUACGAACCUCAGUACGAGCAUGUAGUUGCCGAGCUUCCACAGAAGUACAUCGUUGAGAGCCACCACGACGAUUACCACGGACACCACGAAGCUCCUGAACAGAGUUACGUCGCCCACGGUAAUGCCGGUGGCUACAGUGCCCUGUACGGUGGAGAGGUCCAAGGCCAUCUGUACAGCACUGGAGGCGAAAGUGGCUAUGCCAAGAAAUACAACGAUUACUACGCAUACCCCAAGUACAAGUUCGAGUACGGAGUCGAUGAUCCUCACACCGGUGACCACAAGAAGCAGUGGGAAUACCGUGACGGUGAUGUCGUUAAGGGAGGAUAUAUGCUGAAGGAAGCUGAUGGAACCACCCGCGUUGUCGAGUACACUGCUGAUGAUCACAAUGGAUUCAACGCCGUCGUCAAGAACAUCGGUCAUGCUCACCAUCCGGCACCCCACGCCCAUGCUCCAGUGUCCGUCAACAAUGCCUAUGGCCAUCUGGGUAACUACGCUGGAGCCUAUGCAACCGGUGACUACUACGGCAAGGGAGCGACCAGCUACUCCAAGAUCUGGAAGCAGCACUAAACCGUUGCGACGUACGGCCAUGAAGUAGUAGUGUACAAUUGCCAAAGAAGAAGAACCACACGCAAAACGACCACAUUA